Messenger RNA from Centrocercus urophasianus (Greater sage-grouse), 2148 nucleotides. RefSeq names its product NOP2/Sun RNA methyltransferase family member 7 (gene NSUN7). Gene Ontology annotation, molecular function: methyltransferase activity. The transcript is spliced from 12 exons. The record is from RefSeq and is a predicted model, not a curated record. NCBI's taxonomy places the organism in Eukaryota, Metazoa, Chordata, Aves, Galliformes, Phasianidae. The coding region runs from base 1 to 2148 and encodes 715 amino acids.
AUGGCUGCUGGAGGAGCCCGUGCCCAUUUUUCUCCAUUGAAAUUAUACUUGAGAAACUUGAGUGAAAAGAAAAUUUCAGAUGAAAAAGGAGCUGCUGAGAAAAGAACAAUGACUCUGCUUAAAAAGAAUGUCUGUCAUGAUUCUGUAUACAUAAACGCAGCUAAGAUUUUUCAAGGCAUUCAUAAUAAAAAGCCAAAGGAUAGAAUGUUAGUGCGAUAUGGUGAUGACUCAGUAUCUCCCAUGCUGACUCUUAAAGAUGAGUAUUCCCAGCGUUUAUCUUACGAACUCGCUUUCAGUGCUCUGAAAUAUCAAGAUCUCCUUGAAGAAAUACUGCUGGAUAGUCAUGUUUACCCAUGUCAUUCAAUACCGGAUGAAUUAACCAGCCUGCUUCUUGUGAUGCUUUAUGACCUGCAAGACAGAGAGUUUGAAGCACGAGUGAUAUCUGAUGAGGAGGAACCUAUAGCAGAAGUUCAGGAAAUAGAGAAUUUUCUAUUCAGGUUUAGGAUCAAAUUGGCAGCCGCACUAGCAAGAUGUCGCAUCAAGCAUGAUGCUCUUUCAAUUCAACACUUUCUACCAGAAACUAUAAGGAAGCACGAACAAAGAGCUUCUGCCUUGCCUUUAUGUGCUUGGAUAAACACACUGAAGACCAGCCUUCAAGAUGUCUUCAGAGAUCUGAAGAGUAAGGGAUUCACUGAAGUUGGAUCUGUGUCAGACUUCAGCGGUUACACAUACUGUUUGGACCAGCACUGCCACAACGUCUUAUUUUUCCCUUCCUCUCUUAAAGACGAACUGCUUAAUUUAGAUCUAUUUGCAGAUUGCAAGCUCUUACUGCAGGAUAAGUCUCGCAGCCUUGCUGUACAUUCUGUGCAGGCGCUGUUGAGCACAGAUGAUGAUGUUAUUGUGGCUCACCUGGGUUCCCACCUCACCGUCGCUCAUAUGUCGGCACUGAGAAAUCACAGCACGUCCACAGUUUUUGUUUGUGGUGUAAAAACUUCUGCAAAAGCAGCUGAACUGGGAGACUUGUUCAGUCACAUGGGAUGUAAAAAUAUUCAGUUGUUGCAUGAAGACUUCACUGAGAUUGAACCGAAAGAUCCCAGGCUUCAAAAUGCAAAAGUCAUUUUGUUGAUACCACAGUCCUCUGGGCUGAGUUUUAGUAAUCCAAUAGAUUUUAUUUUGACUGAACAUGGAGAUGCAGGAUUGCUGAAAGACCUCUACCAAGGAUCUGUGUCUAAGGACAAGCUCUGUAUUCUCGCUGAGAAGCAGCUGAAUGAGUUGAUGCAUGCAAUGAAAUUUCAAGUACAAUCUAUUGUUUACUGCACUUCUUCAGUUUACCCAGAAGAGAAUGAACAAGUAGUGCAAAAAGCACUGGAAUUUUGUGUGAAAGGAAAAAAACAAAAAACAUUCAGGCCAUUCAGACUGAUUCCUCCUGCUCUUCCUGCUUGCUCCAACCCAGAGUCCUGCACUGAUUCUUUUUUCAAAAUAGAACCAUCGGAAAUUUCCAGCGGCUGUUUUCUGGCUGUUAUAGCAAGAGAGACAGACUCUUCCAAAAAUGUGUCCGCUAAAGAUAUUUUGUCUCAAGCUGCAGCAAAAGGACUACUACUAGACAGCACUCUAGGUAAAUCAAAGGAAGAAGAGAAGCAAGGGAAAGUAGCACAACAUGGAAGUGAUGCUACUCAUACUCGCAUAGAGCCAAAGACUGCUGCGGUCCCUCACCCUAAAGCUGUAUCUAACAGGAAAGCUGCAGUUGUAGUAUCCAAAGUUGAAAGCAAACGAAAAAAAAAGAAUUCCAACCAACCAAGAGGUCACAUUCAGCUGAAGAAACCUACCAUCAACCCAGCUUCAGACACAGGUGUUUCUAAAGUGCCAAAGCACACAUCUGUUGUCAAGGUGCACAGAAAGCAGACACAAGUUAGAAAGCCACGUGCAGAAUGUAAAAAAAUGGUGGCAGUGAAGCUAGUGGAAAUAGUUUUUCCUCCAAUGAUAUCACCAUAUGGACAUCCGCAAGGAAACCAACACAGGAUGCCAGCUCAUAUCUCUCUGCUCCAGUCCAGACAGAGGAAUAGAAGCUUGAGGGACAGAGAACCUCCUCCACCUGUGUCUAAAGUAGUCAAACCAACAGUGCUCAGAAAUUCUCAAUCAGGGCUGUAA